AUGAACGGCACCUUGCCAAAGAUCCAACUCAUCAGGUUGCUCUACACGCAUUAUCAGCAUGUCAAUCUUGGCGCAGCAAACAAAUUCUUCAUCGAUUUCGGCCUGAAAGUGGUUCAGGAAGACGAAGAGAAGAUCUUCUACCGUGGUUUUGGCGAGAAUCCGUUCGUUUAUAUUGCAGAGAAGUCUCCCGGCGAUUCAAAGACCUUCGUUUGUGGCGGCUGGCUCGUCCAAUCGAAAGCGGAUCUAGAAAGAGCCUCAAAGCUUGCAACUGGUUCAGCUAUUCAAAAGUUUGAAGGUCCUGGUGGUGGUCAUUUCGUGGACCUCCUAGAUCCAAAUGGUGUCAAGAUCCGUUUGCACUUUGGAAUCACGAUGCGGCUCGAAGAUGAAGUUAGGUCUGAAAUGCCGAAAGCGGUGAUGAUGAAUUCAUGGGUGGACAAGCCACGGAAAGGAGAAUUUCAACGAUUUGACAGAGGCCCUAGUAAUGUUCACAAGCUCGGUCAUUACGGUCUAGUUGUGGACAAGUCGAAAUUCGAAGCCACCGUAGACUUCUAUAUUUCAACAUUUACAUUUGCCAAGACUGAUUCUCUAUUCGACGAGAAGACUGACAAAGACAUGAUGACUUUCAUGCAUAUUGAUAGGGGCACUGAAUUCUCCGAUCAUCAUAGCUUCUUCAUUCAAUCGCCGCCCGAACCGGUGCCGUUUGCUCGGCCCCAUCAUUCAAGCUUCGAAAUUGACAGUAUGGACUCGCAAGUCAUGGGUCACUAUUACCUACAGGAAGAAGGUUGGACGAACUGCUGGGGUAUUGGUAGACAUCUCCUCGGCAGCCAAAUUUUUGAUUACUGGUUUGAUCCUUCUGGCAAUAUUGUCGAGCAUUACAGUGAUGGCGACUUGGUUAACAGCAAAACCAUUUACUCGCGGGAGGUCGCUGCACCAAAUACUAUGGCUGUGUGGGGACCAAAUGUGUCCCUUGCAUUUUUGACAACAAGAAUGGAAGAUUUAUAA
Aaosphaeria arxii CBS 175.79 is the source of this 1002-nucleotide messenger RNA. Its product is annotated as Glyoxalase/Bleomycin resistance protein/Dihydroxybiphenyl dioxygenase. NCBI's taxonomy places the organism in Eukaryota, Fungi, Ascomycota, Dothideomycetes, Pleosporales. The record is from RefSeq and is a predicted model, not a curated record. Gene Ontology annotation, biological process: L-methylmalonyl-CoA metabolic process. The transcript has 3 exons. Bases 1 to 1002 code for a protein of 333 amino acids. Gene Ontology annotation, molecular function: methylmalonyl-CoA epimerase activity. Gene Ontology annotation, cellular component: mitochondrion.